AUGCGCAUGGCGGUUAGUAAUGCAGCAGUUCUUCCGUCGGCCGGCGAUGCUAAAGACAAGGACGCCCUUACCGCCUCGACACCUGCACCUCCAGCUCCUAAGGUCGAACUGGUUCCGUUUUCGGACCUCUUCUAUUUCGCGGACGGCUUGGACUGGUUCUGCAUGUUCUUGGGCACCUUGAGUGCCUGUGCCACGGGUGUGGCCAUGCCUGUGUUCAUGAUCAUCUUCGGCUCAAUUUUGGACGAAAUCGGUACUGGUCAAGGUUCCUUCAAAGACACGAUCAAUCAACUCGCCCUCGCCAUGUCGGCGUUGGGAGCAGGGACCUUUCUGGUCUCCGCCUUCCAAGUUGCAUUCUUCGCCUACGCCUCGGCCCGCCAGACAGAAAGGCUCCGAGCCACGUUGUUGCGGUCCAUUCUGCGACAGUAA
Nannochloropsis gaditana CCMP526 is the source of this 426-nucleotide messenger RNA. RefSeq names its product atp-binding cassette transporter. The transcript has 3 exons. Gene Ontology annotation, cellular component: membrane. Gene Ontology annotation, molecular function: ATP binding; ABC-type transporter activity. The coding region runs from base 1 to 426 and encodes 141 amino acids. Gene Ontology annotation, biological process: transmembrane transport. The record is from RefSeq and is a predicted model, not a curated record.